This is a messenger RNA of Cladophialophora bantiana CBS 173.52, 933 nucleotides long. RefSeq lists its product as uncharacterized. The transcript has a single exon. The record is from RefSeq and is a predicted model, not a curated record. Lineage: Eukaryota; Fungi; Ascomycota; Eurotiomycetes; Chaetothyriales; Herpotrichiellaceae. The coding region runs from base 1 to 933 and encodes 310 amino acids.
AUGGAUGUCUCAUCAUCAUCAACAUCGUCGUCCACGAUCGAACUCACCCAGACUUUCCACCACUCCACCGCCGUCUACGACUACCAUAUCCACUGGACGUCUCUAGGCGACGCGGCUUCGCAACCAUUAAUCUUUGUGCACGGCACACCAUGGUCCUCGCGCCUCUGGCACGCCUACGCACACUCACUCGCCCGGUAUUUCCACGUCUACCUCUUCGACAACCCCGGUUUCGGCGACAGUCCCCUCGGCAUGCCUCUCCCCGGCAAAGAAGGCGUUAUCAGCGCGGGAGUUGCGCUGGACGCAGACCUUGCACAACAGUCGGAGGUGUUCGCUGCACUCUACAGAUCCUGGGAGCAGGACUGGCGGGGUCCUAAGGCACAUGUGGUUGCACAUGACCAUGGAGGCUUGAUGGCUUUGCGGGCACAUCUGCUGCAUGGGUGUGACUACCGCAGUUUGUGCCUGAUUGAUGUAGUGGCAAUCGGGCCAUUCGGACACCCUCUGUUCAAAAUGGUGGCGGAGAAUGUGCGGGUAUUUACAGCUCUGACUGGGCCGGUGUUUGAAGGCGUCGUAGAGGCGUAUAUCCGAGACGCGGCGUAUUGUGAGUUGGAUAGAGAAACCAUGGAAAUGCUGAAGAGGCCAUGGAUCGUCAGCGAAGAAGGGAGGAAAGGAUUUGUCAGGCAGAUGGUGCAGGCCAACAGUCGCAGCACAGCGGAGGUCGAAGGCAGAUACCAUGAGGUUGGGAAGAAAAUGCCAGUGAGGAUAAUCUGGGGAAAAGAAGAUAGGUGGAUUCCUGUGGAGACAGCAACGAGGCUGAAGGGCAAGUUGGGUGCCAAGGACCUAGUGGAUAUCGAAGGAGCGGGUCAUUUGGUGAUGUAUGAUCAGCCCGCGAGGUUAGGAAUUGAGCUGGGAUGGUGGUUGGGUAGUAUGAAGUAG